Molecule: messenger RNA, 1348 nt
Organism: Hibiscus syriacus
Lineage: Eukaryota; Viridiplantae; Streptophyta; Magnoliopsida; Malvales; Malvaceae
Exons: 4
Coding region: 77-868 (263 amino acids)
Source: RefSeq, a predicted model, not a curated record
UCAGAUUCCAGGCCACCUUUCAACCGGAAUUCGGAUUAUCGAAGAGUCAUAUUCUCAAACAAAAAGCACAUUAAUCAUGGCCAAAAGAUCAAAUGGAUGUCCUCUGAGGCAUGGAAAGGAUCAGUCAGGCUGUAUGUGGGGCUUGAUUAGUAUGCUUGACUUCCGCCAUAGUCGUUCAACUCAGAGACUGCUCUCCAUUAGAAGGCGCGGGAACGGAAAUGCCGUUGGUGUGGGAAAUGCAGGAGAAAAACUUAUGUUGACUGUCUCUGUCGAAACUUGUCCCAGACUUCUAGAUGGUGAAGAGGAAACAGCAGCAAUUGAUGAAUGUAAGCUGAGAGAGAAAAGACUCCUAGAAGAAGAAAUGACUGGAGGGAAGGUGGAAAAUAAUACUGAAGUUGAAGCAAAACAGUUCGAUUCUGAAGAAGGAGAUGAUGGAAGGAAGAAUCGGAAAAGAAAAAACAGAACUUGCAAGAAAAGUUCUGGUAACAAUCUUGAUAUGGAUGCUGCCGAGAAAGUGGUUUCUGAAGGAUCUCGUCAGCACAAAUCAGAGCAACAAACAACAAUCAAUCUCGAUAUCGACAAUCUAAUGAAAGAGUGUUUUGGGAAAGUCCAUCAGAAAAACAUCAAUUGUGGGAACCAUGUCCAGCUUGAGGGACACUCGAAGAGCUAUGGUUUAGAAGAAAGAUUGAGCGAGGCAAUCAAGUUCUUAGUGAGUCGCAAGCUUCUUAAUGGGGUCCAACUUACAGAAGAUGGGAAAGUCCAAGCCUCGAAAGAAGUCAUGGAUGCACUAAUGAUUUCGAGUUUAGAUGAGGAACUGUUUUUGAAACUUUUACAAGAUCUAUAUCGAGGGAAUGAAUCAUCUUUCUGAGCUGCUAGCAAAUGGGGAUGAAAAUGUGGAUCUUUCAAGUACACAGGUUCCGAAAACCUUAGAUGGGAUUCAUUCUCUUCCCGACUAUAACUCAUCCCCUGUUGGCGGCCCUGGCCAGUACUUGGAGCCUAGUUUUAUGACUGCACAGACGAUAUUUGCAGGUUCGGAAAAAUCUCAGAAGGCAAGUGAAAACAAUCAAGUCAACCUUGUCAGCAAUCCAAGUCCAAUGGAAGAGAACACUAAUAGCCGGCUUUGCCAUUGUAACAACAAAACUUGUAAUGAAGUCAAAGGUGAUAAUGCAAUUCCAGAACACCUUGACACUAGUGAGAAUAAUGAGAAAGAGGAUCCGGUUUUUUGUUCUAUGAAAGAUGAAAUGAGUUCCGAAGAUUCUGCGAGUGUUGAAGCAACUGAAAUGAUGGUUCACGAAGAAAGCAAGAUCUUGGAUGCUUCUUCUCCAUUAGCGUCUCCAUCGAACACAUC